Dioscorea cayenensis subsp. rotundata (Guinea yam) is the source of this 1068-nucleotide messenger RNA. RefSeq lists its product as uncharacterized. Bases 1 to 1068 code for a protein of 355 amino acids. NCBI's taxonomy places the organism in Eukaryota, Viridiplantae, Streptophyta, Magnoliopsida, Dioscoreales, Dioscoreaceae. The transcript has a single exon. The record is from RefSeq and is a predicted model, not a curated record.
AUGAAAAGAGGAAGACCGACAAAUCUGGUAGAACCAGACAGUGAGAUUGAUAGGAUUUUCCGCCAGAGGUUGAGAGAAGAAGCAGAAAGUUCAGGGCAGCAGGAAGUACAGAUUGAACAGAGUGAACCAUCAGUUAUGGCUGAACCUAGGAGAACCUUGUCUAACUAUGAGAGCCCGCAAUUCACCGGUGAUGCGUUUAGCGUACAAGCCCCUACAGUUCCAGCAAACAAUUUUGAGAUUAAGGCAAGUACAAUUGGGAUGAUCGGUUUAGCCGAUGAGGACCCUCAUGCACACUUGUCCCGUUUCCUUCAAAUCUGUUCAACUUUCAAGAUUAACUCUGUCUCAGAUGACGCGAUUAGGUUGAGAUUAUUUCUGUUCAGUUUACGGGGUGCAGCAUACCGUUGGCUCAUUUCACUGGCCCCCGGGUCCAUCACAACUUGGAAGGAUAUGGUUAAGAAAUUCCUCGCUAGAUAUUUCCCACCGAGCAAGGCAGCCCGAUUGAGACAAGAAAUAUCUUCUUUCCAACAAGGUUACUCAGAAACUUUGUUUGAAGCUCAUGAGAGGUUUAAGGAUCUCUUGAGACAAUGCCCGCACCAUGGUUUUGCGUCUUGGAUGAGAGUUCAGAUAUUAUUUAAUGGGCUAAGCUAUCAAACCCGACAACUCAUUGAUACCGCGGCAGGGAGUUCAUUGAGCAGUAAAUAUCCUGAGGAUGCAGAGCAGUUGAUUGAAAGCAUGGCUAGCAAUGAAUCUCACUGGAGCACUCGAGGAAGACCACAGAAAAUAGCGGGGAUUUAUGAGGUAAAUGAUACCACCACCUUGGCCGCGAAGGUAGAAGCACUAACUAAGAGGUUUGAUCAGUUUACGAUGGGCUCAAGCUCAAAUAAUGGAGCAGUCCUGUCUUGUGGUACUUGUGGGGCUGCACAUUCAACUGUACAAUGCCAUAUCUCUAUUUCCUCCACAGGGCCUGUUGAGACAGUGGAUUAUGUUGGCGGUGGUCAGAGGGGCCAAGGAAACGCAUACGGUCCCACAUUUAAUUCAGGGUGGAGGAAUCACCCCAAUUUUUCAUGA